AAUCAAUUUUAUCUUUCCUACUGAGAAGAGCAAAGCAAACAAACAAAAUGAAAUAUUCCGUAGCUGUUGUAUUUGCCCUUUUGGGUUUAGCUGCUGCUGAUGUAUCUCAUUUGGGUGGUGCCUACAAUUAUCCCAAACAUGAUGAUAGUUAUCACUACAAUCAACCCGCCCCUCAAGAUGAAGGUUACCACUACAAUCCACCAGCACCUCAGCAGACAUAUUUGCCUCCCGCUCAACCACAACAAACCUACUUGCCUCCCGCUGAACCUCAACAAACCUACUUGCCUCCUGCUCAACCUCAACAAUCCUACUUGCCUCCUGCCCCUCAACCCCAACAAACCUACUUGCCUCCCGCUAAACCCCAACAAUCUUACUUGCCUCCUGCUCCUCAACCUCAACAAUCUUACUUGCCUCCUGCUCCUCAACCCCAACAAUCCUACUUGCCCCCUGCUCCUCAACCCCAACAAACCUACUUGCCCCCUGCUCCACAACCCCAACAAUCUUACUUGCCCCCUGCUCCUCAACCCCAACAAUCUUACUUGCCUCCUGCUGAAGAUGGUUACCGUUAUCGUGUUGUCAAGCGUUAUCGUCUCAGAUCUCAUUAAGAACUCCAACAGGCGGAAAGUCCUAACACUUUCCUCUAUUGUUUGAAUAUUUCAUUUUGUGUGAAUGUGAUUGAGUGUUCAGCUCAAAAUUGUUGUGAACGAAUUUGUUAAAAAUUAUUUAGGUUUAAAACUGUUUUCAUCCUUUUUUAUGCGAAUAAAUACAUCAUUUUAAAAAUUU
Lucilia sericata (common green bottle fly) is the source of this 783-nucleotide messenger RNA. RefSeq names its product snake venom metalloprotease inhibitor 02A10-like. The transcript has 2 exons. NCBI's taxonomy places the organism in Eukaryota, Metazoa, Arthropoda, Insecta, Diptera, Calliphoridae. Bases 48 to 605 code for a protein of 185 amino acids. The record is from RefSeq and is a predicted model, not a curated record.